This is a messenger RNA of Biomphalaria glabrata, 1904 nucleotides long. RefSeq lists its product as uncharacterized. The coding region runs from base 313 to 1662 and encodes 449 amino acids. NCBI's taxonomy places the organism in Eukaryota, Metazoa, Mollusca, Gastropoda, Planorbidae. The transcript has 8 exons. The record is from RefSeq and is a predicted model, not a curated record.
GGCUCACUUUAUUAAAAAGUAGUACAUACCAAGAUUGCAGUGAUGUCAUACAUUUCUCAACUGUCUCUAUACAUAGUACAUGGGGAAAAUCUUCCAAUGUUCACUCUGGUUGUAACCGGUCCUCUCAGCCAAUCACGAUAGCUGGUAGCUUCUAGUUGAGAGCUUCAGAUAUUUAUGCUGUCAAUGCCGAUAGCUGUCUGUCUACCUACAUUUCGGAACCAUGGAUAGACCUGUCUUUCCAAUAAUUUUUUUUGUGUGUAAAUACUUCUCAAGCAAAUCCAUAUCUAUUUUUUGUUUAAGACACUUUAUUUAAUGUAUUUAAAUAUAGGUUCACGGGUCUCCGUGACGACUGCUCCAAGUCUUGCCAACGUUGUCCAACAAAGACUACUCGAUGCGCUGGCGUCGAUCUCGGCGCCCUAUGGACUCAGAUCAGGAGACUCCACCAGUACUCACUCUUGUGGCAAUAUUCGAGAAGUUCCCCAGAACCUGCGGUUUAGCUGGCUGAUGAAACCUAAGGGUCUUCCUGCAUAUUAUCAGAAAUAUACCGAGGCUUACAACAUACCCGUACUAGGCAGUGCUAAUGUUAGUGACAAUGCAAUGAAGAGAGCCUGCUAUGUCCUAAGAUUUUUGUUGGCUGAUCACUCUGCCAUGCGACAGUCUUUCUACAAGUUGUUUGGUCGAUUAGUCGUCAUUGGUGCAAGCGAAAAGGUGAACGCUGUCCCGGAAUAUAAACUCCUCCCAGAUUCGUGGAAUAACAGAACUCGCGGAUUAGGAGGAACGGAAACUCUUCCAGUGUCUUCUGGGGCGGAAGAAAAUCUUUUAUGUUAUGGGUCAAGCCAAGAUGUCUACUACGAAGAAGAUAUCCUAAUCCACGAGUUGACUCACGGUCUUCACUUCCUGGGAUCCAAACACGUCAUCCCUGGCUUUGAGUUCGCUCUGGAUCUCGCCUUUGAGAAAGCCACUCGCCUUGAAUUAUGGAAUAAUACUUAUAGUGCUGACUCAGUGGACGAAUAUUUGGCUGAAGGCGUCCAGAGCUAUUUCAGUUUCAAUGGCUUCAGAGACCCACCAGAUGGCAUUCAUGGUCCCAUAAAUACCCCCGAGAAACUACUAGUGUAUGACCCUUCCUUAUAUAAACUGGUACAGCUUAUGUUUCCAUGUCGUAAUACAUUCAUCAAGAGAUGCAACUCAACAAGAGAAGCAGAGAAUUCUCAAGUACUGACAAUGAAUUGUGAUCGAACAAGACAAUACCAAGUGAAAAUACAUGAGCUGGCAGCUCUGUCUGGACAACCCUGUCAAGACAAAAGCAAGUUUUGUACAGAUUGGGCUUUACAAGGGGAGUGCACUAACAAUCCUAGUUAUAUGGAGGACAAUUGCUUAAAGAGUUGUCUGUGGUGCAAACCUUGUCAAGACAAAAGCAACUUUUGUACGGAUUGGGCUUUAAAAGGGGAGUGCACAAACAAUCCUAGUUAUAUGGAGGAAAAUUGCCGAAAGAGUUGUCAGUGGUGUAACGUGAAAGAAAAUGUGACAACUUCACAAAACACUGUCAAUAAAAACUGCAUUGACCAGAAUACUUCAUGUCCAGAUUGGGCAGCCAGUGGGGAAUGUACGAACAAUUCUGAAUACAUGAACAUCAACUGCAAGCACAGCUGUGGCAUUUGUUAAUGAAAAUAUCUCGUGGAUCUGAAAAAUGAGAAUUAAUUCUAUUAGUUUGAAUAUUUGGAUUUAAGAGUUCAUGACAUUAUUAAGAAAAUAUUGAAUUUCAAUGUGUAAUCAACAGGAUUAAUUUCACAUAUUGUAGAAAAAUUAAAAAAAAACAUAUAUAAGAGAAAGAACUGCACAUUAAUGUCCCCCAUCUCGCAAUACUGUACUAUUUAUUUCCUUUUAAAAAAAUUAUUACUACUAUU